This is a messenger RNA of Cryptomeria japonica (Japanese cedar), 2349 nucleotides long. RefSeq names its product pectin acetylesterase 3. The coding region runs from base 738 to 2096 and encodes 452 amino acids. Lineage: Eukaryota; Viridiplantae; Streptophyta; Pinopsida; Cupressales; Cupressaceae. Gene Ontology annotation, molecular function: pectin acetylesterase activity. The transcript is spliced from 14 exons. The record is from RefSeq and is a predicted model, not a curated record. Gene Ontology annotation, biological process: cell wall organization. Gene Ontology annotation, cellular component: plant-type cell wall.
AUUUGAGAAAUUUUGAAUCCAAAAAUUCAAUGCCACUAGUAGGAAUGGCAGCUUUAUCCAUUGCACGCGCUCAAUGGACCAGUUAUAUCUUCACUGUUACAACGCACGCUCUAGUAGUUAUGAGAAUUUUUCUUGUAAAUUAAUAAAAAUGGUGUAAAAAUUGGAGAAAAUUGGAUGACAGAAAUGGAACCUUAGAAAUGUAUGGAAUGCGUGACUUAUUUGGUUAUUGGCUGAACUAGAGAGACUUUUGGGAUGAUAGUAUUUCCACAUCGUGCCAAAAAAAGACUGUAUGCUUCACGAGUGUUGAAUCUGCUGAUACAACAAUGUUAUAAAUAUAUCUUGUGAUUAUGUUGCGGUUGAUGUUGCAGCUCAACUUGUGUAGAGUUGUAUUUAUACAGGGAGGGGGGAGGCUUUAUGCUGGCAUUGUAACAACUGUUUAUUUUAGGUUGGAUGGAGUGAAGCUAAGAAGAUUUCAUAUCGACGAAUUUUGGUGUGUAGUUAGAUUAACAAGUACUUGGCACUGAAUUCUAAUCUUGGAGUCUGUUUAAUACAGUUUGUGCAGUACAAAGCCCUUAAGAAGUAAUACAGUACAAAGCACUUAAGAAGUGAGCAACAGAAUGCCCCAAUGAUCUUUUGGUGUGAACUUGAGUUCACAUUUAUUGGGUUCUAAGUUCUGUUGUUUUCAGAAACUGCUAGUUUUUUCAACAACAAAUUGAUCCAGGCCAUCUGUAACCAGAAUGGGUGCUCUGAGAAAUCCUCAGUCAGUAAAGAGUGUGUGUCAUACAUCAUCUGUUAAGUUGAUAGUAGUCAUAUAUGUUAUUGCUGUUUCCACAAUAAUGGUCGAUGCAGCCUUAGGGUCUAGAAGUAGGAGAACUAAGCCCUCUGCAGCUGACAUACUGGUAGUGAAUUUGACUCUGGUGGAGAGAGCAGCAGAAACAGGAGCUUUUUGUCUGGAUGGGACUUUGCCAGCCUACCUUUUGGAUAGUGGGUAUGGUUCAGGAGCAAAUAACUGGCUCGUUCAUUUUGAGGGUGGAGGAUGGUGUAAUAAUAGAGACUCCUGCAUUGCUAGGAAAACAACCCACAGGGGUUCAUCCAAUUAUAUGGACAAGCAGGCUGUGUUUUCGGGCAUUUUAAGCAACAAACGUUCCGAAAACCCAGAAUUCUUUAAUUGGAAUAGGGUGAAACUUAUGUAUUGUGAUGGUGCCUCGUUUGCUGGGGAUUCGUAUGAUGAGGAAUCAGGUCUUUAUUUUAGAGGGCAAAGAAUUUGGCAUGCCAUGAUUGCUGAUCUCCUAGCAAAAGGAAUGGAACAUGUGGAGCAGGCUCUUCUAUCUGGUUGUUCAGCUGGGGGUUUAGCAACGUUCUUGCAUUGUGAUGAUUUUCGGAAGCUUCUACCAAGUACCGCCACUGUGAAAUGUCACAGUGAUGCUGGGUUUUUCCUUGAUGCGAAAGAUAUAUCAGGAAUGUAUUCUAUAAGGGCAUUCUACAAUGACACUGUUAAUUUACAGGGAGUAGUGAAGAACUUGCCUCAAGCAUGUGCUUCACAAUUGAAUCCAAGCCAGUGCUUUUUUCCACAGUAUCUAUUGCCAUACAUCCAGACGCCCUUAUUUGUCUUGAAUGCAGUGUAUGAUACUUGGCAGUUUUAUAAUAUUUUGGCACCAGGAUCAGCUGAUCCUCAUGGUCAUUGGCGUUAUUGUAAGAUGAAUGCAAUUAAUUGCACUUCAGCUCAAUUGGAGAUAUUGCAAGUUGGUAUUGGCCUUCUAGGUGUGUGUCAACAUUAUCAAAGGCGUUAUUUGAUGUUGCCAGCAAGUUCUGUAAGUCUUGAAAACGCUUGUGCCACUUUUCAAGAUGAUUUUUUGCUUCUACUGUGCUCUCCAAGAAUCUUUGAGAGGACGUCAUUUAUGGGUACAGAAGGCAGAUGCUUGAUGCAUUGGAAACCUCUAGGGAAUCUAAAACAGCAGGCAUGUUUAUUAAUUCAUGCUUUUCACAUUGUCAAUCGGAGAAUCAAGACAUGUGGUUUACUCCCAUCUCACCAAUGCUUAAUAACAAGACCAUUGCAGAGGCUGUGGGAGAUUGGUAUUAUGAACGGAGGACUGUAAAGGAAAUAGAUUGUCCCUAUCCAUGUGAUAAAACAUGUCACAAUUUAGUUUUUAAUCAUUCAUCACUAAAUCUAGAUUGAACAAUCUCCACAAUUUAGAUUUUAAUCAUUCAUCACUAAAUCUAGAUUGAACAGUCGCCAAUAAUCUUUGUUACUCCUUGUCGAAGGCAAGGCAGCUGAAAUAAUUGUUUGUAUCCAGAACCUAGUUCAUAUGGUUCAAAUAUUUUUUAAUAAUAAACUAUUUUAAGUUAUCA